AUGCACCAAUUACUUAGAUCCUAUCAGCCUUCAGUUGUAAAACUCUUUACAUCAUCAAUUCGCACAUAUGCCUCUAUAGGCUCUAGAAUUCCCGCAACCAAAGUAUUUGAGAAUUCACCAGGUAACGAUAUUAACUUAGCUGAGGAAACAUCUUCAGGACUGUCUAUUAUUGUUGGAGUACCAGGCGCAUUUAGUCCUGGUUGUUCCAAAAGUCAUAUUCCAGGAUACAUCAAUAAUCUUACCUCUUUCAAAAACAAAGGUAUCCAGCAAGUUUUUGUAAUUGCGGUAAACGACCCGUUUGUGACUAAUGCUUGGAGGGAAGCUUUGUUGAAGUCAGCAACUGGAUCAGAAAUUAUCCGCUUUAUUGCUGACCCUACAGGAGCAUUUACAAAAGAUCUCGAUUUGCUUUUUGAUGCAACCAAGAUCUUUGGUAACGAAAGAUCAAAGAGAUAUGCAUUAAUCGUGAAAGACGGCAAAAUUACUCAAACUUUUGUUGAGCCAGAUAACACUUCUGUGGAUGUAUCAGAUGCUUCAAAGGUCUUGGAGCAAGAGUUUUCAUCAGCAGAAAUCGAAAAGGCAAAACGAUGGCUUGCCAACUUCUCUCCAGAUAAGGUGCCUAAACACCAUUUCCAAAUCUCGUAUAGUAGGUCAUCUGGUCCAGGAGGACAAAAGGUGAACAAGACUUCAUCAAAAGCUACAGUUUCAUUAGAACCAGGUAAAUGGUUGGAUUCGAGUGUUUGCUACUGGAUUCCAGCGCCUAUCAAGGCACAACUUGAAAGCAAAGGAAUCCGCCGAGACGAAAACACAUUUGAAUGUUUUAAAAGACUAGUCGAAGAAAUCAAAGCAACCGUCUACUUUGCUGAAGAACCAAACGAAGACGCCCAAGCUAAAUGGGCCAAGCUUGAAGAAGAGUUCAAAGAAAGGAAAAAAUUUAACAAGAAAAAGAUGUCGGAUAAAAAACGCUCUAGGGUCAAUAAGUUUGAUUUAUAG
Molecule: messenger RNA, 990 nt
Organism: Lodderomyces oxycetoniae
Lineage: Eukaryota; Fungi; Ascomycota; Pichiomycetes; Serinales; Debaryomycetaceae
Gene: TRP99
Product: Trp99p
Exons: 3
Coding region: 1-990 (329 amino acids)
Biological process (GO): translational termination; cell redox homeostasis; cellular response to oxidative stress
Cellular component (GO): mitochondrion; peroxisome; cytoplasm
Molecular function (GO): translation release factor activity; thioredoxin peroxidase activity
Source: RefSeq, a predicted model, not a curated record